Schistosoma rodhaini is the source of this 4654-nucleotide messenger RNA. Lineage: Eukaryota; Metazoa; Platyhelminthes; Trematoda; Strigeidida; Schistosomatidae. The record is from the annotation of a GenBank genome assembly.
CUUUUUCCUCGUGUCAUUGAUUUUUGUUGUUUAAACGUUCUACGGAUGUAAAUUAUACUCUGGUUUCCCUUACGAAAUGUCGAUUGCGGAUGUGGAAACGGUUUCGUAGAAAUGUCACGGAAAUAACUGACGUUAGAUGCUUUACUGGCUCUUUAUCUUUAUUUUCAACGUUUUACUAGGCGAAGUAACUUUGAUUAAUCCUUGGUUUGGUUGUCCACAAGAUGAUAUUUGGGAUACAAAUUGCCCUGAUGGAUGGUUUAAUUUUGAAGCUAACUGUUACUCAUUUUUUGUUCAAGAUCCAUCAAAUUAUCUGGCAGCAAGAAAAAAUUGCGAGUCACACGGUGGAUUAUUGCUCCGUAUCGACACAUUAGAAGAACAUCGGUUUGUAGCUGACAGGCUAAACGAUAUUGCCGUCAAUCGAUCUUUACGCUGGUACACAGCUGGCGUCAUGCGCUCAGACUCCUUUGGUGAAUUUAUGUGGGAGGGUCAUCCACUGAGUUACCAGAGUGUUAGGUCGGAGUUACUACAUCUGUGGCUUGACGCUAUACCUAAGCCUGCCGAACGCCCAACAUUUCCGAAGGAUCGUACACGUCUUGUUUAUGGUACUGAUAGAAAUCGCUGGGGAUGGUAUCUGGAUACACCGACUGCACGUAGGGGUCAUAUUUGCCGUGCUCCCGUUGCAAAUGCCAAUCAACUUCUGCCCCUCUCGAAGUCCCUUGCAUAUGGAAGCGAUUUUCCGAACAGGAUCGCUCGAGGUCCUUGUUUCAUUGUUCAUCCUAAAGACGUAUUAUACGUUCAUCAUAUGAGUACUGAAAAGUAUGCGGAGUUGCGUUGUGAAGCAAACGGUAACCCUCAACCGACCUAUAAAUGGUAUUAUGUUAGCACUGAAAUGAGGACGAACAGUACCGGUGAUACAAUCACAAUUUUGCAUCGAACACUUAUUGACGCAGCAGCUGAACCAUCUGGUCGCAUUUCUAUUAGUGCGGGAUCUUUAGUUAUUCACAAUCCCGAUACUUCAACUGACUCACAAAUGUUUCAGUGCGAAGCUAAGAAUAUUUAUGGAUCCAUUCUCAGUCGAACGGCAAGGAUUAUAUUUGGACAGCUCGAAACAGCACCUAAGCAGCCGCGAAAUGAGAGGAUAGUGAUGUCACAUCAAAGUGAGACUUUGCCAUGUGAACCCCCCGCUCAUUCGCCUCCAGAUAGUUUACUUUAUACCGUGUAUAUGAACAAGAAUGGUGAACUGGAACCAGUUUUACCAGAAUAUCGUAGAAAUUUAUUUAUUUCUCAGGCAAAAGGCCUUAUUGGCUUUUCUGAGGUUACAGUGGUGGACAGUGGGGUCUACGUUUGUAUGAUAACAAUGCAGUUUGACGGCCAUCGUAUGUAUGAUUCACCGAAACUUCCAGAUAUGCCUUUCACUGUGCGGUAUAGUAAUGAGCCGAGACAAGAUCCGAGGAUAUAUGAUGAUUUCCCAGCUGUUUGGCCAACAAAUCCUCAACGUGGUCAACUUGUUCGCCUGGAGUGUUUUGCUGCUGGUUACAGUCAACUGGACGGUCUUAAAUACUCGUGGCGUAGAUUGGAUGGUGCACCUCUUCGAACAGAUAGUUUAAAAGAUUAUGAUCGUGUAAUUGAACUACCAAAUGUACAACCUGAAGAUCAAGGCGAAUAUGAAUGUAAUGUUGAAGAUUCACUUGGAAAGAUGGCUAGACCUAAAACUUUAAAUCUGAAAAUCACCGCUAAACCAUAUUUUACAACACCUUUACAAAAUACUGUUGUUGAUAUAAAUUCUGAUGUGUUUUUAACAUGUGAAGCAUCUGGUAUUCCAAAUCCUACACAUGAAUGGUAUAGAAAUGAUAUAACAGUGAGUCAAUUAAUUGCUACUGGUAAACUCAAUCCAACUCAAUAUACUAUAAUACGUGAUGGUCCAACACGUUCAACUUUACGUAUUCAAAAAGUUAAACUUUCAGAUUCUGGUAUGUUUACUUGUUUAGCAUGGAAUAGUUUGGGUAGUGAAGCUUCAUCUGCUGAAGUACGUGUAUUAGAAUUAGCACCAACAUUUCGCAAACAUCCUGUUAUGCCUAAUGAAGGUAUGGUUGGAAGCACUGCAGUCAUGGAAUGUCAACCUGAAGGAGCUCCUGCAAUGACUGUAGAGUGGCUUCAUGAUGGAACUGUUCUAACUACUAGUGACAGUUGGUUAGAUCCGGAAACGGGAACUGCAAAUUGUGCAACUAAAUACUGCAAACUUCCUAGUAAAAAUUUAUUAAUCGUUGAUCUUGUGGAAUCAGAUGCUGGACAAUAUACUUGUAUUGCAAAAAAUACUUUAGGUCAAGCAGAAUCAAGUGCCUUAUUAACAAUAAUUCCACAAUUAAAAAUGAGCUUAACACCAAUUUCACGUGUUGUCUAUCGAAAUUCCACUGUACUUCUGCCUUGUCGUGUUCAAAGUUCAUCAUAUUUAGAUGUGAAUUAUGCAUGGUAUUUCGAGGGUGUAAAUCUUAAAUUUGACCGAUUAGAUUUAGAUGCUAGACGAUAUGAACUUGCUCAACUUUACAGACCAUAUGGAAAUUAUUUUGGGACAUUGAAAAUAGUUAAUGUUCAAUUUGAAAACUCUGGAAAUUAUACAUGUGCAGCAGAAACUCCAUUGAAUUCACAAUCAUCUAGUGGUGUUAUUCGAAUAGCAGGACCCCCUGGACCAUGUGGCGGUGUUGUAGUUGAUCCUCAUGUUGGAGUGGAUCGAGUAAAUGUUAGUUGGGCUGUUGGUACAUCACAUUUAUUUCAAAUAUUAUAUUUCCAAAUUGAAGCUAAUGCGAUGUAUGAUCCACCUAAUCAAUGGACGAUUAUGGCUUCUAAUGUUAGUGUAUCUAGUACAAAACUGCUUAAACCAUCAGAUCGUCGAAUGACUGUCGUUAGCAAUUUAGCUGCUAAUAUGGCUUAUAGAAUACGUGUACGUGCAGGGAAUGCUUUAGGUUUAGGUGAACCUAGUCCACCAAGUUUAUCUUUUACUACUUUACCAACUAAACCUACUUUAAUACCACAAAAUGUAACCGGUGGUGGAGGCAAACAUGGAACAUUAGUAUUUAAAUGGAUACCAUUAAAACGUGUCAAUGAAAAUGGGCCAAAUUUUCAUUAUAGAGCUCAUAUUAAAGCUAAAGAAAAUGCAGAAUAUUCUAUUCAUGAUUUAUGGACAGCUAAAAUGUCAGAUGAUGGAAAAUUUUUGCAAUACACAUUGACACUUGGUGAUAAUCUAUUUUACAAACCAUAUGAUGUAAUGGUACAAGCAGUUAAUAGUGAGGGUGCUGGCCCUUUAAGCGAGCCAGUAACAGUUAUGUCUGCUACUCGUGUGCCAACAAAUGCACCAAGUGGUGUAACUGCUGGAGCAUUCAAUUGUUCCUCUAUUCGUGUUUGGUGGUAUCCACCUCUUCCAUCAGAAGGUGAAGGUCCUACUUGGGGCUAUCGAAUUUUGUACUGGCCACGUAUAUCUGAUUGUCGUUCACUUGAAUCAGAUCGUGCCAGACAUCAACUUGGUCAACGUCAAACAGUUCAUGGUGAUGUGACAGAAGGUUUAAUUAUUGGAUUAGAUGCUGAUACUUAUUACUGUAUUGCUGUGCAAAUAUUUAAUAGUGCUGGAGAUGGUCCUGAAUCAAGCUUCACAGAACAAACAACAUUUAAAACAGCUCCACGUGAAUUUCCCACUAUGGUUACUUUAAAUGCAACGGGUAUACCAAAUACUAUUCGUGUUUCAUGGGUGGGAAUUCAAGCUAGACCAAAUGAAGAAUCAGUGGAAGGCUACUGUAUUCGUUAUUGGCCAACUGGCUCUCAAUUCAAACGAACUUUCAAAGAUAUUAAUGUUGGACUCCAAACGUUUGGUUACGUUAGUGAUUUAAAAACUGAUGUAAGAUAUAAUUUACGCGUAUAUGGUUAUAGUCGUGGAGGUGUUGGUACUAUGAGUUCACCAGUAAACCAAUUUCAAAUCAUUACUAAAGAAAAAUGCAUUCCUGGAGCAACUUGGGAUGGUCCCGAUUUUCGGUAUAAUUUCAUAUGUAAAGGUCAUCCUAUUCGAAUAUCAUCAACCGUUACAAUAUUGCUCAUAAUUUUAUGCAUAAUCUUUAAAUACUGUUUAUAGUACUCCUUUCUUCCAGUGUAAAGUUUAUUAUAUAUAUAUAUAUAUCUUUACAGAUAGGUAAUCAAACAAUAAAAUAAUGUGUCACUUUUAUAUGGAUAAAUAAUUUUAUAUACUUGGAUACUUUAUAUAAUAAAAAAGAGGUCAAAAACGGCUUGUCCGUUUAAUGUGAAAAAAGUAAUGAUUCCACAUUUAUUUCCAUGACACAUUUGUGGCAGUGUUUUUAGGGAGUUUUAUGAAAUAAGACAACAAUGGAUUGAGAUAUUUCAGGUGUUAUCUUCUCUUAUAUUGACACAAUAAAAUAAAAAAUGCUCUCUACAAGAAUAAAUUUUAAGAGUGCGUUAUAUAAUAGCAUCCCUGAUGCAGUCACCCUACGUUUUCAAAUAAAGUUUCGGAAAGUAUUUUAGAGAAAUGUAAUAUGAAUAAUAUCUGAUUGUGUGUUAUUUCCUUUAGCAAUGGCAGAUGUAAUUUCUUGUUUUAUGUACUUUCUCGUUGUAAGAAAGGACUUUUGUGGUGAUAUAAAUUGUGAUUUUUUUUGAA